AUGAGAUUGUUUCAGCGACAAAAGGACAAACGUCUUACUUUUUAUGUUGGCUGUGUGGCAUCUUUAACAUCACAGGUGAUUUGGGGUGUUGCGCAAUUUCGCUACUUCGCAGAAAACAAUGAAGCCGGAGACAUUUUGCCUGCGUUUAUCUACUUGGUGAGAAUUGCAAUGGCCUUGUGUUAUGCUGCUAUUAUAACAGUCUACUUUCUCAGCAAAAUUCAAAUAAUAGUAGCUAAUCGACGAAUCUGGCUAUUGACACUCCUCACGUUGAUUUUGAUUUACAGUCCGGUUGCAUUUUUCAUCGCAGAUGUGUCUAACGCCUUCAUAUACGAGUUGUCAGAGGUUUUUUCCGUGGUUAACUAUGUGAUUGGCGUGGUUAUCCCAUGGGAAUGGUGCAACAAAUUCAAUCUUAUCAUGAAGGCAAAGGAGAAAGAAGGAGUUCUUGGACGACGAUUUUAUGAAGAUGAGUCGUAUGAGCUUGAUAGAUUUGAGCUUUUUGUUGAGGAGCAAAUGCCCUUGGAGGAUGACAAUGACCAUGACGACGCCGACGAAAGUGACGGAACCUCGAACAAUCCUGGUGAUGUAGAUGCCACACAUGUUGGCCGCGAACGACAUAACAACACACAUAGCCCUGGUAUGGCUCAUGGAAGUACUGGAGAAUUGGCAACACAAGAAUUAUCAACUGCAAGAAAAGUCUUGAAUGCAUUGCAAACUUCCAAGCAGGCGUUCUUGGCACUUACUGAUAACAUCAUAGCAGCAGGUUUCGCUAUACCUAGAUCAGUUAGUGUAUCCACGCAGUCCUUUACUGGUCGACUGAGAAACCUGCACCAGGUGGAUCACAAUGAUUCGAUCGAUCACAGAGCCAGAAGUUUCAAUGUCGGUGCAGGAAGAUCUAGUGCUGAGCACGAUGUCCAAGCAAUUCCCUCAGAGUUCAAUACAGCAUCUUCGACCACCAGUAGAAACAGAAGAAACGUUUACGUGUAUGCGAAAAAAGAGGUUGUUGUUGACCUCUCUAGUCAAGAGGAAGAACAUUAG
This is a messenger RNA of Lodderomyces margitis, 1035 nucleotides long. RefSeq names its product Rim21p (gene RIM21). Gene Ontology annotation, cellular component: plasma membrane. The coding region runs from base 1 to 1035 and encodes 344 amino acids. Gene Ontology annotation, biological process: cellular response to pH. The record is from RefSeq and is a predicted model, not a curated record. The transcript has a single exon. NCBI's taxonomy places the organism in Eukaryota, Fungi, Ascomycota, Pichiomycetes, Serinales, Debaryomycetaceae.